This is a messenger RNA of Pygocentrus nattereri (red-bellied piranha), 2007 nucleotides long. It is a transcript of the gene ndufa4l2a, whose product is annotated as NDUFA4 mitochondrial complex associated like 2a. Lineage: Eukaryota; Metazoa; Chordata; Actinopteri; Characiformes; Serrasalmidae. The record is from RefSeq and is a predicted model, not a curated record. The transcript has 4 exons. Bases 118 to 363 code for a protein of 81 amino acids.
UCUCUCUCUCCCCUCCCUCUCAUUCCCUCCUCCAGCAACAGGUUUGCUUUCUCCGUCCAGUGUCCGGGCGCACAGUAAACAUCCUCAAAGAAAUUCAGGCAGAGAUCUUCUGCAGAUAUGCUCCGAACAAUCCGUGAUCACGCGAGGAAGCACCCUGGACUCAUUCCACAGUUUUUCUUCAUAUGUCUCGGGAUGGGAGGAGCCACAAUGUAUCUGAUUCGUUUAGCCAGGGGACCCCACGUAACCUGGAACAAGACCAGCAACCCUGAGCCCUGGAAUCAGCUUAGCCCAACUUAUCAGUACAAGUUUGUGGCUGUCAAUACAGACUACAAGACCCUGAAGAAGGAGGGGCCUGACUUCUAAACCUCCAAAUAUGCUGGUAUUCUUAAUUUCUGGUACAACUGUGCGUGCCUCACUGAUUUACAGUUAAGCUUGAAACAAAGCUUAACGUAGCAGUGGAGAACAUUUACGUUUAAUCUGUGUACCUAAUGUGAAAGUGUUAGUGUUUGAUCCCGCUGGGGUGGGUGAACAGACUGCUACUGCAUACAGUUUGGAUUGAUUGCUGUGCAUUAUGGUUUUCUAGGACUGAUGCUGGAACUUGUGAAUGAUGAGUGGUUAGUUUUAGAUACCUGUAAGAGGACAAUGCUUAUAUUUUGGCCAACAUUUGUAUGUUUUCCUUGCCAAAUAAUAACUCCAGGUACAAUAAAAAAGGUUUUCAGAUCCAUCUAAGAAUGAACAUGGUCUUUAUAAAGCAGAAUAAAGAGCAUAUCUGCUUCCAAAAGAUGUGAAACCAGAGCUGCACUAUGUAAGUGCAAUAAUAAUAAUCUGAAAUAAUCAUUUUAAGGUCAGAGAUGUUGGGUUAAAUUUCACAGGAGUUUUUUUGGAUCACAUGAUAUGUCUUUACAAAUUGACAUCACACCCACAUGCUCAAAAAGAAUGUUUAGGUCUGAAAUGCAAAAUUAACACUAUACUGAUGACAGUAGUAGAUCAUUCAGACACAUCACCACAUUUUGACCGAGUUCUUUUUGAAUAUCUUUGAAUCUUUAAAAACGCUCAUAAUCUUCAGAUUCACCUAUUCAGGGAAGAGAACUGGUGUAAGAAAAUGUUCUUCUGUGAGCUGCAGAACACAUUUCCACCAGAGAUGUCAAGUCAAAUCCCAACAUUUUACACAGCGCAGCUUUAAUAUUUUCUCCAAAACUGUCCAGUAUUUUUGUAAUAUUUAGAUUUGUGUAGCCAUAUGGCCAUGACUCAAAAUCCUUAUCUUAACCAUUAGUCCAUGAUUAAAAUGAACACGUAUGAGAGUAGCUACACAGAAUCAACAAAGCCAUAGCUCUGACAAGCUUUGUUCUCUUCAGAGAGCCGUUCAAGCAUCUUUUUGUGCACAGAAUAGAAGUACAAUUCCCUUCGCUGGCAGUAAAGAUGUCUGAGGAGAAAUUCUGUUUAACAGAAUAUUUUAUUUGCUAUACUUAGAUAUUUGGUAUGAAUGAAAUGUCAAACAGAGCACAAGGCUGUUUUCCAAAAUGUCUUGUUUAAGGGUAGAUGAAAUAGGUAUGUCAUGCUGAAUCUUAAGUAUACUUGAUAAAAUUGUACGUGCAGUGAUUUCUGCAAGGACGGAACAGAUUGUUUACUAGAUGGUCCACUUUCAUAAACAUGGCCAUGUGAACAGGCUAUUUAAAUACAGUGAUAAUAUCUCACUGAUGAGCUGAAAGUACUUCUGGUUAGAGAGAGGAACUGCUGUGCUAUUCAUGCACCAAGGGGGAUCGAACACUAACCAUUUGGAAACAAGUUGUUACCAACAUGGAGAGUAGAUUAAGCGACUUUUUUAUUUUAUCUAAGUGUUGAACAUAUGAAACAAGUAUAUUGAGAUAUUGUACAUUCUCCUUUUUCACUGCUUCUCUCUGGGUUUACCAUGCAUGUGUAUGCACAAAUUUUAUCCGCUGUCUUCUGUCUCCUGUUGUGGAUGUGAUAAGGUUCGUCACUCCACCCUAAUAAAGUGUAAAGUGCAUA